This is a messenger RNA of Elaeis guineensis (African oil palm), 1397 nucleotides long. The record is from RefSeq and is a predicted model, not a curated record. Lineage: Eukaryota; Viridiplantae; Streptophyta; Magnoliopsida; Arecales; Arecaceae.
GCGCAUUUUUUUUUCUGAACAGAUAAAGUUACAACUGGAGUGAUAUAAUUUCUAGUAGUGUUUAAAGUUUCAAAGCUUAGCAAUAAAAAACCAUCUCCUGCCCUUACUAGAAAGAACUUCCAUGAAUUGAGAUUUUUCUAAAGCAAAACUUCCUGCUAUUUAUAUGCAGGUGUGGGGCUAAGCCUCUUGCUUAUUAUCAUUGGAAGUUUGUGGCUAUACUGGCUUUCCAACAAAAGAAAAUUAAUUAAGAUGAAAGCCAAGUUCUUUCAACAAAAUGGAGGCUUAUUUCUGCAGCAACAAAUCUUAAGUCAAGGUUCUAAUGCAACAUUGAAGAUCUUCAGUAUAGAAGAACUAGAAAAGGCAACCAACAACUUCGACGAGAGGCAGAUCUUUGGUCGUGGUGGAUAUGGUACUGUAUACAAGGGUAUUUUAUCAAGCCAGCAGCAAGUUGUCGCCAUCAAGAAGUCCAAAUUAGUUGAUGAGAGCCAGAUCGAGCAAUUCAUCAAUGAGAUCGUCAUUCUUUCUCAAAUCAAUCAUAGGAAUGUUGUCAGACUCUUGGGCUGCUGUUUAGGGACCCAAGUUUCAUUACUUGUCUACGAGUUCAUAUCCAACGGAACCCUCUUCUACCAUAUCCAUACUCAGAGUCAUAGUUUCUCAAUGCCAUGGAAAGAUCGUUUAAAGAUAGCUACAGAAACUGCUGGAGUGCUGGCAUAUUUGCACUCAACUGCUUCGACACCAAUCAUUCACAGAGAUAUCAAGUCCACAAAUAUACUGUUAGAUGAGAAUUAUAUAGCUAGAGUAUCGGACUUUGGAGCUUCAAGGUCAGUCCCACUUGAUCAAACUCAUAUAACCACUCUAGUGCAAGGGACAUUAGGAUACUUAGAUCCAGAGUACUUUCAUACGAGCCAACUAACAGAGAAGAGCGAUGUUUAUAGCUUUGGGGUAGUUCUUGCAGAGCUAUUAACUAGAGAGAUUCCAAUAUCUUCUACUAGAUCGGAAGAUCAGAGAAAUCUAGCUAUAUAUUUUACAUCAAUGUUUGACAAACAGGACCUCCUUCAACUAAUAGAGGCUCAAAUUAUAGAGGAAGCUGUAAUGGAGCAUCUUUUUGCGGUUGCACAACUUGCGAGAAGGUGCUUAAAUUUGAAAGGAGAAGAAAGGCCUACCAUGAAAGAAGUUGCCAUAGAGUUAGAAGGGCUAAAGAGCAGAAUCCAUAAGCAGCAACCAGCUCUCCAAGAUCUUAAGGAAAUUGAACACUUGCCGAUUGGAAUUGGACCUUCAAUUGGAUGCACUGAUGAGGCAAGCAGACAAUAUAGUUUGGAAAGUGACAUGUUAGCUUCCAUGGAUCUCCCAAGGUAAUGGAUUUAUGAGGAAAUGCUCUUUCUGCAGAGAGCUAUUGA